Cottoperca gobio is the source of this 2049-nucleotide messenger RNA. It is a transcript of the gene pld6, whose product is annotated as phospholipase D family, member 6. Gene Ontology annotation, biological process: piRNA processing. The transcript is spliced from 4 exons. Bases 174 to 878 code for a protein of 234 amino acids. The record is from RefSeq and is a predicted model, not a curated record. NCBI's taxonomy places the organism in Eukaryota, Metazoa, Chordata, Actinopteri, Perciformes, Bovichtidae. Gene Ontology annotation, molecular function: RNA endonuclease activity producing 5'-phosphomonoesters, hydrolytic mechanism. Gene Ontology annotation, cellular component: mitochondrion.
GUUUUGUGAUUGGAGGAGAGCGAGUGCUUCACGGCCAGUGAUUGGCUCUUUGACAUGUCAGUCAAGUUGAUUGGCACUGACGUAACAGCGCCUGAGACAGCCCGUCCCGUGUGGUGGCGACAGAAGCUAACUCUCAGGUCUGAAACCCAGGUGGAUGCACUGUUGUAUAGUAAAUGUCAGUCAUGUGGACGGUGAAGGUGGUCGGCCUGGGUGUGUUGGCCCUCUCUCUCAGUGUGGAGCUGCUUGGCUGGCUCGUCCGACGCCUCAGGUCUGGAAGAACCCUCAAUGAGGUCCUCUUCUUUCCCUCUGAGAUGGCCUGUGUGGAGCACAUCUUCACUCCCUCGUCGACUCAGUACACUCUUGUUUUCGGCUCUCCCAGGUCCUGUCUCUGCCCGUUGCCUCAUGGCAUAGAUACCUGUUUAUCCCGUCUUCUCCGACACAUACUGUCUGCUUCCUCCUCUCUGGACUUGUGUGUCUUUGCCUUCUCCAACCUGGACCUGUGCAGGGCUGUACUAGCGUUGCACAGCAGGGGCGUCACCAUCCGAGUCCUCACUGACAAGGACUACGCCGCCAUCACUGGCUCCCGGAUAGGGGUCCUCCGCAAGGCCGGGAUCUGUGUGCGAUGCGAUGUGGCGUCUGUUUACAUGCAUCACAAGUUUGCAGUGGUGGACGGCCGGCUGCUCAUCACCGGCUCCCUCAACUGGACGCUGACAGCAGUGCAGAGCAACGCGGAGAACGUCAUUGUCACCGAGGAUCCACACCUGGUGCGUCCCUUCCUCAAGGAGUUCCACAGGUUAUGGCAGCACAGCGAUCCAGCCCGAUACCUCCACUCAAGUGACCCACAUCCUGCUCACAUUACUACCAGCACCUGUGACUGAAUAGCCAUAAUGAACAUUGACUCAGAGCUCAUCAACGUUUGAGGCAGAAGGUUUGCAUCGUCAAUCUGUUUGGUCAGCUUGGCCACAAAACAUUGACUGUUGAGUCUGGCUUUGGAGGACUUAAAGUGACGAUGUUUACUGUUCAAGAUGGUUAAAGUUUUUUAUUUAAAAUAUGUUUAAGAAAACUUGUUUCACCAGACCAAAUCUGCAUUUAAAAGUUCCUGUGUGAUUUUAGUUUGUUCUUAUAUUUUACUGUUUGGCACAGGCCUAAGAUCCACAACUUCAAUGUGGUCCAGUUCUACCUCUGUUUGUGUUAGGUAAGAAUAUUUCUUAAUUAAAAAAAUAAUUAAAGUUUAUGUUUUUUAUAUUGUGUCACAGGUUGACAUUACACAAUCACAGUUGCUUUUUUUUUUCUCUCAACUGAUGUGAUCAAAUGAAUCUUCUUUCUUCAUGAUCAUAAGGCUAGUUUAAUGAGUUGAAUGCCUUUCUUUAAUAAUAAAAAAAAACACAGUUCACAGUGCGUGUAGAACUACUUUAAAUUACACUGGCUGUAAAAACCAGUGGAUUGUUUAGGGUGUGCUACUACAGUCUCAGGGACUAAGUGUUGCCAAGCACCAAUAAAAAAACAAAACUCUUUCACUGUGCAGUUUUGGCAGUAUAUUUUCUCUUGCUACAACAUGAUUGACUCUGUCUCAAAUAUACAAUCUGGCCUUACAGCACAAAAACAUGCUGGUAUUCUCCAUGCCAAACAAUACCAUCCUCUGAGGUUUGCAAACCCAAGUAGAGCUCUUAUCUCAUUUGGACAUGAUUGAUGUGCCUGCUUGCAUGACUCCUGAAUUGCUCACAGUCAGGAUGAUGCUUGUUGAUAAAUACCAGGACUUGGGUUUGUCUGAUUCAAGACGUGAAAUAUUUCAGUGAUUUACAUCUUGAAGUUAAGCAUAUUAAAUGGGGAUGUUAGACCUUACGAAUCAGCUGCUAUUUUUUAUUCAUGGUGUAAAUGUGACUUAUUAAACGGAGAGGUCAUGAGUUUGGAUUCGUUACUAGUGCUUGAUGCCUGCGCCAUUUAACACAGUUUGAAGCAGGGCCGCCUGGAAUUUACAAAUGAAACUGCAUGCCAGAAUAAAUACCGGAAAUGUGGUGAUUUAAUCUUCAAAUUAAAAGUUUGGCAGGA